Dicentrarchus labrax (European seabass) is the source of this 3658-nucleotide messenger RNA. Its product is annotated as protein-serine O-palmitoleoyltransferase porcupine-like. The coding region runs from base 205 to 1593 and encodes 462 amino acids. NCBI's taxonomy places the organism in Eukaryota, Metazoa, Chordata, Actinopteri, Moronidae. Gene Ontology annotation, cellular component: endoplasmic reticulum; membrane. The transcript is spliced from 15 exons. Gene Ontology annotation, biological process: protein palmitoylation; Wnt protein secretion; canonical Wnt signaling pathway. Gene Ontology annotation, molecular function: Wnt-protein binding; palmitoleoyltransferase activity. The record is from RefSeq and is a predicted model, not a curated record.
UGACAGGCAAGUGGUGCUGAUGCUGUGACAAUGGGAGUCAUCCAGAUAAGCAGCAUCUGGACCGAGUGUGCUUAAAAACACAGCGGCGGCGCAACUGUGACUGUAAACGGGACGGGGAAGCAGCUGGGUGGAGAAACACGGGGAGGAAGCUCCAGCUGCUGCUCUCACAGGAGUUUGGCUUCCCUCUGCUUUUUAAGUCUAGUGAUGGGAGCAUUCAGCCGGCAGAAGUUUUUCCAGGAGCUUGCUCAUGGCUGCCUGCUGCCUACAGCUCAGCAGGGCCUGGAGCAGGUAUGGCAGCUGCUGGUUAUCUGCCUGCUGUGUCGGCUCCUCUGGAUGUUGGGCCUCCCCUCUUUUGUGAAACACUUGGGCACAGUGGCGGGAGGUUUCUACACUCUCUACCUGUUCUUUGAGCUUCAUAUGAUCUGGGUGGUCCUUCUCAGCCUUCUCUGCUACCUCUUCCUCUUCCUGUGCCGCCACUCUACCAUCCGAGGCACCUUCCUCUCCAUCACUGUGCUCAUCUACCUGCUGCUAGGAGAGCUGCACAUGAUGGACACCACCAACUGGCACAAAAUGAGGGGUUCACAGAUGGUGGUUGCCAUGAAAGCCAUCUCUCUGGCCUUCGAUUUGGACAGAGGUGUGGUGACCAGUGUACCCUCACCCAUUGAGUUCAUGGGCUAUAUUUACUUUGUGGGCACAGUCAUCUUUGGUCCCUGGAUCAGCUUCAACAGCUACAAAGAAGCUUUAGAAGGACGUAAGCUGAGCUUUUCGUGGCUUUUAAAAGUGUCUGUUAGCUGGGUGAAGAGCCAGGUCUGCCUUGUUAUUUCCAACUGUGUGGCACCCUACCUCUUCCCUUACUUCAUACCGGUAUAUGGAGACAAGCUACUACGAAGCAAAAAGAGGAGGAAGAUCAGAGGCACACCGGCAAAGUGGUUGCUGGCAUAUGAGAACACAAUGUCUUUCCACUUCAGCAAUUAUUUUGUCGGUUAUUUGAGCGAGACUACUACCACUCUGGCCGGGGCAGGCUUCACGGAAGAGAAAGACAACCUCAAAUGGGACAUGACUGUAUCCAAGCCACUGAAUAUAGAGUUUCCCCGGUCAAUGGUGGAGGUGGUUACCUCGUGGAAUCUGCCCAUGUCUUGCUUUCUGCACACCUAUGUUUUUAAGAGUGCUCUCAAAUUUGGGACGUUCUCUGCCGUCAUGGUAACAUAUACAGCCAGCGCCCUUCUGCAUGGUUUGAGUUUUCAUCUGGGUGCAGUACUAAUAUCUCUUGGGUUCAUCACGUACAUUGAGCACGUGUUUCGGAAGAGGCUUGCAGCCAUUUUUAAUGCCUGUGUUCUGUCAAAGAAAUGUCAGCCCAACUGCACUCACAAGAAUAAAAAGGCACUAUGGGUGUAUAUGAUUAACAUAGCGUUCAGCGCAUUGGCAAUACUCCACCUCACGUACCUGGGGUCUGUGUUCAACUCCAGUGUGGACUACAUGGAGGAGGAUGAGGACGAUAUUACCCAUCAUACCAUUCAGAAGUGGUCAGAGCUGAGCUGGACGAGCCACUGGGUCACAUUUGGAUGCUGGAUAUUGUACCGCCUCAUUCUCUAAUAAUAGGAGAGAGAAACAGAGAAGGUAAAGGAAGCAAUAAUUAGAUUUGUAAGGCUGGUUCUCCACUUCUGCACUGUGACUUUAUUCUGCAUCAGACCGAAGAGAACUGAAUCAACCUGUAUACAACAACAAACCAACACGCAGUGUUCAGGUUGCGCCGCAUGUUGGCUGGGUAAUCUAUUAUUCUAACCUGCUGAGGGACUAGUUUUGAUAUCCAUGAAAUGAUAGCCCGCUCCUCCCUCCUUGUCUCCUUAUCGCAUCCUUUUUAUCUGAGCCGCAGUUGUCAAGGCCUCAUGUUGUGACAGCAGUUACCGAUGUCUCACUGCGAGUCACAAUCAAUACCUAUCAGCAUGGAGGAGAUCGGCUGCUCCUUUCUGUGGACACAUGAUAGAGCCCAUUAUCUAGGUUUCAGCGUCGACUGUGGCAGAUGUCCUCCAGAUGUGGUUUCCCCUUGCCUCAAGUGUUUUACAAUCGUAUUUUUAGGUUUGAAGGAUAAAGCUUGUGAUAGUCUAUGGUUUUCUUAUUUUCAAUGAAUCCCAUAAAAAUACCAAAACUAAUAAUGUAAUCUGUCUCCCAGUAGUCUCUGACUUCCCAGCUUGUCUUGGGGCUCUCAGCCAAACCCACUGUAUGUGUUUGAAUUUUUUAAAAGGCUGAAUACUUUUCUGAAACAGCCUGGCGCUGCAGUUUCAGCAAACAUUUCUGAAACGAGUAAAUGCAUUUGUUGUCACUGGCACAUUUUUUACAACAAUGGAUGUCUAUGACACAGAAGAAUAAGAUGUAUCAGGCUACAUCAUACAGAGACAACAGCUGUUAAUAGUAGGGAUGAGUGAGUACACCAUCAUCUGUAUCUGUUCAACCAACUAAAUUAUCUGUAUUCAUAUCUGAACUUGAAAUGGGGUUUAAAGUGGACUCAGGUGGUGCUUAAAGCGCAAGUGGCCGGGACUAAUCAGAAGUUGUUAAUUUAAGCCUGAAAUGGAUAAGGGUUUAUCAGAAGUUGCUGUAUUUAUUGGAAAACUAUUUAUAGAACAGCCUCAGAAUUGAGCUUCAGAGCAAUGUUUUUGAUCACAAGAGUAAGAGAACUAUUUACAGAGGAUGUUUUAAAAAAAGUUAGUAUAUUUAUAAUGUGUAUAUGUAUGUAUAUUUUACUUAUUGUAAAAGAUGCUUGUUUCAGCUGAGUACUUGCUCAACCCUAGUGAAUAGAAUCAAUUCAUAGCUGGUUUUGGUCUUUUCAUGCCAUUUGUUGGCAAUAAGAAAAAAAGAUAAAGCUAAAUCACUUAACUUCUCCUUUAUCAGAGUUCGUCUCCUGAGCAUGUGUAAAACAACAAAGAGUUUACCUCUGAAAGAAAAGAGCACAGGUUAUAGUUGAGAGGCAGCAAUUAUACUGUCACCACUAAUUAUUUCCCCUUUUGUGAAUUUUAGAUAAAGAAAAUGAACAGAAAGUCUUUGAAUUCAUUUUUGUGGUGAAAUUUCCUAAUGGUGUUUGUAUUUUGUUUUGUGUUAUUUUAAUAAUUUCUUUUAAAUGUAAUUAUUUUUCCUUAAAAAAAAAGUCUUGUUAGUAUUUGUGAACAUUUGAAACACUCUUCAGUACUGAAAGUUUAGAUUCAGGGUAUUCCACGUGUUACUGUACAGGAAAAAAAAGUUUAAACUUCUCUUCCAAUUUCAUAUUAGAUGAAAUCAUACAGUACACUACUGAAAUAUUUAUCCUUACAGAUUUUUACUACACUGCUGCUUUUAAUGAUGCAUUUAUGUCAUUGACGAUUACCUGGUGAAAGAAUCAAAAGAGCAUCUGUAAAAGAUUGUGUUCACAUUUUGUCUAUUUCUUAAAUCUAGAGCGUCAAAGGAUUUGCUUCUUGACUAAGAUGUAGUGUUUUAGAUUAGAGCCUGACUGUUCGUUCAUGCCUGAGAACAAGUGCUCAGUCUCCGCAGACCUAGUACCACUCACUCCAACAAGUACAGUAUUUUAAAUAUUAUUCUGAUAUUUACUUUAAACCAACUUCUCUCCCUGUAAAUGUGAAGGCACUGAUACACCUGUGAUAUUUUUAUAAAAUUUUACAUGAAACCUGAA